AGUUUGAUUUGGAGAUCCGGGAUCGUAAAGGAACAGAAAAUCAAGUGGCAGAUCACUUAUCCAGAUUAGAAAAACGGAACCAUGUGGCUGAAGGGGGUGCAAUCAAAGAAACAUUCCCUGAUGAGCAGUUAUUGGCAAUCACCUCAAGCACAGCUCCGUGGUAUGCAGACUAUGUGAACUUUAUUGCAAGUGGGGUGACACCACCAGAAUUGACACCAGACAAUAGAAGAAGGUUCUUGCAUGACGUGAGGCUCUACAUGUGGGAUGAGCCAUUCUUAUACAGGCUCUGUGCUGAUCAGUUGGUGCGGAGGUGUGUUCCUGAGGAAGAAAUGAGUUCCAUACUUCAUAGCUGUCACUCCUCGCCAUACGGGGGUCAUCACGGUGGAGACAGAACCGCUGCUGCAAUCAGGUGCCAGAGAACCGGAACGAUCACGAAGAAGCACGAAAUGCCACUGCAAAACAUUCUGUGGGUGGAAGCUAUUGCUCUUCCAACUAAUGAUGCAAAGGUGGUGGUAAACUUUGUCAAGAAGCACAUCUUCACCCGUUUUGGAACUCCCAGAGCGUUGAUCAGUGAUGGAGGUACGCACUUCUGCAAUAAACUGUUGAACAACGUCCUUGCAAAGUAUGGGGUCAAGCAUAAAGUCUCCACUGCCUAUCACCCACAGACGAGUGGUCAAGUGGAGGUUUCAAACCGAGAGGUCAAGCAAAUUCUUGAGAAAACAGUGAGUGCAAAUAGAAAAGAUUGGACCGGGAAGUUAGACGAUGCAUUGUGGGCGUACCGAACAGCAUACAAAACUCCCAUAGGUGCUUCUCCGUAUAGAUCAGUGUAUGGGAAGGCAUGUCACUUGCCCGUCGAGCUUGAGCACAAGGUCUAUUGGGCAAUAAAGAAGUUGAGUAUGGAUGGGGAUUUGGCUGGAGAGAAGAGGUUGCUGCAACUAGAUGAGCUCGAGGAGUUUCGAUUUCACGCAUAUGAGAAUGCCAAAUUGUAUAAAGAGAAGACUAAGAGGUGGCAUGACAAGCACAUUCAACUUCGAGAGUUCAAACCAGGGCAAGAAGUUCUUUUGUUCAAUUCGAGAUUAAAAUAUUUUCCUGGAAAGCUUAAAUCUCGUUGGUCGGGCCCUUUUGUUGUGGUAAGCGUGAAACCUCAUGGAGCCGUGGAAUUGAGAGAUAUGAGUUCAACUAGAACUUUCUUGGUGAACGGUCAGCGGAUAAAACAUUACUGGGGUGGUGACUUUGCACGUCACAAGACCUCGAUGGAUUUGAAGGAUGCUUGA
This is a messenger RNA of Nicotiana attenuata, 1274 nucleotides long. RefSeq lists its product as uncharacterized. The record is from RefSeq and is a predicted model, not a curated record. The annotation marks the transcript as partial. Gene Ontology annotation, biological process: DNA integration. Gene Ontology annotation, molecular function: nucleic acid binding. NCBI's taxonomy places the organism in Eukaryota, Viridiplantae, Streptophyta, Magnoliopsida, Solanales, Solanaceae. The transcript is spliced from 3 exons.